Messenger RNA from Ilex paraguariensis (yerba mate), 2535 nucleotides. The record is from the annotation of a GenBank genome assembly. Lineage: Eukaryota; Viridiplantae; Streptophyta; Magnoliopsida; Aquifoliales; Aquifoliaceae.
UAGCACCCGCCAAUACCAAUGUUUUGACAGACACGAUCACACGUGGCGAAUUAUUACACCGCCACGUCAUCAAGCCGCCUCUUCCUUCAACCUAGCUUUAUCACCACCACCAAACCCUUAUCUCUCUCGUCACUUUCUCUGUCUCUCUCUCUCUCUUUGAAAUUUCUACAGUUUCUUUUUCCUCUGUGCCCAUCAAGGAGGUCCAUUAGAGAUUCAAAAGUGACUCGUUCCUGCUCACGAUGGGUUCAAUCGCCGAUCCCGGCGAGUUGACUCAGCCGAGCUUCGACGAGUUCCAGAGACAAACCUCUCUCAUGACGAGCUGUACUCUUCUCUGGAAAGAACUCUCCGAUCACUUCACUUCUCUUGAACAAGACCUCCUGAAGAAAUCUGAAGCUCUCAAAGCAAAACUCAAAACCCUCGACACUCAAACCAAACAGUCACUCCAAGAACUUGAGAAACGCGAAACCACCAUGAACAGUUCAAUCGAAAUCGCGCUUGGAAAAGUCCAAGAGAACAAAGUACUCGCCAUCAAUUCCAGGAAUGACACCGUUACAGAGCCCGAAGUCGAUGAUUCUGAAGGUUUGCUACUGAAAUUGAGCUCUUUCUGUGUGAAAAUGAAUUCUCUAGGGUUUUGGAAAUUUGUGAUUGUACGGAAGAAGGAAUUGGAUGUAAUGAGAACGAAAAUACCGGUGGCUUUAGGGGUUUGUGUAGAUCCGGCGAGAUUUGUUUUGGAGGCUAUAUCGGAGGUGUUUCCGGUGGAUACAAGGGAGUUGAAGAGUGAUAGAGUGAAUGACUUGGGUUGGGCUUGUGUGUUGAUGUUGGAGUCGUUGAUUCCAGUGAUGGUGGAUCCAAUACUGGGGAGUGAGAGGAUGUUGGUGACGCCUAGAGUGAAGGAAAGGGCAAAGGAGAUUGCGGAGACAUGGAAGAAGAGCUUGGAGGAAAGGGGAGGGAUUGAGAAUGUGAAGACUCCGGAUGUUCAUACGUUUCUGCAACACUUAGUGACUUUUGGGAUUGUUAAGAAAGAGGACGUGGAGUUGUAUAGGAAGCUUGUUGUUGGGUCGGCGUGGAGGAAGCAAAUGCCCAAGCUCGCUGUUUCGCUCGGUUUGGGUGAUAAAAUGUCUGAUAUGAUUGAAGAAUUAAUUAGCAGGGGACAGCAGGUUGAUGCUGUGCAUUUUACUUAUGAAGUUGGCCUUGUGGACAAGUUCCCCCCUGUUCCCCUUCUGAAAGCUUUUCUGAAAGAUGCCAAAAAGGCUGCAACGUCUAUUUUGGAGGAUCCCAACAAUUCCGGGAGAGCUGCGCACCUAGCUGCAAAGAAAGAGCAGUCAGCACUCCGCGCGGUCCUCAAGUGCAUCGAAGAGUAUAAAAUCGAGACUGAGUUCCCCCCAGAAAAUCUGAAAAAGCGCCUUGAACAGUUAGAGAAGACAAAGGGUGAGAAGAAAAGGCCUGCUGCUGCAGUCCCUGCCAAUAAACGAACACGAGCCAGCAAUGGUGGGCCCAUGCCCCCAGCAAAGGCUGGCCGUUCGACAAAUGCUUAUGUUUCAUCUUUCCCAACAGGGCCCACAUUUGUCAGGUCUCCCUCUCAGGCUCAGUACACUGCUGGGGUUCCAUCAUAUCCAGCAUCACCUGCUAUGUAUGGCCAUGGCAGCAGGAGCCCACCAUCCAACCCCUAUGUUUACUCACCUGAAGCAGCCCCUCCUGCCAUUGCUGGACCAUAUCCAGGAGCACCAAUGAACUAUCCUGCAUACGGAGGAUAUGGAAAUGUUAUGGCACCAGCUUAUCAGCAAGCUUAUUACCGAUAGAUGACUGGUCUUCGAAGAUGGUGACAACUGAUAUGAUGACCCCAAUCUGAAAUAUUUCUAAAUGGUCUGUAAUCACUAACCUUUUAAUGGUAGCGAUAUCUGUGUGUUAAUCCUUGAUUCUGAACCGUGUCCUGCGUCUUGCUUUGUCAAGAAACAGGUUGUAUUUCUGAUGUUGACUAAAGUCUUAGUACUAGGUGAUUGUGAAAAGGUAAUUAAGGAAGUUGCUUAACAACUCAGGGUAGCAAUGGUAAUGGGGUGUAGUAGGACUGCUGUUUUGUGUAUGAUAUAUGGUUUUAUCUGUUUAGUUCCCGAGUUUACCUUUCAUGUUACCAGGAAUGCAAGAAUUGUAGGACUCUGCAAGUUCAUAUACCCAAGAUUUAUAGCAUUUGAUAGAGUUUGAGGGCCCUCCCUCCCUUUCAUCCGGUCCCGACUCCCGUGUGGUUUCGAUCACAGAACAGAUGAUGUCCAGCUAAUUAACGUGUGUCGCAGGACCUGGGCUUUCCUGAUAUGCAAGUUGGAACGUAAGAGCUGCAGUGGGAAUAGUCUGUGUCGGUCGGAAUUGGCAGGGUUAUUGUCACUGUUGAAAUGGUGAAAAUGGACUCAUAUAGUCGAUUUCAGAUUUCAAAUGAUUGAGACAUAAGGUUUAGUUGGGAUUGGUUUGGUUUGAUUUUGUUUAUUGUCACUGUUGAAAUGGCAACUUUAGAAGUUCCAUACCGUCCUAUUAUUAUUAAAUGGU